Penicillium riverlandense is the source of this 681-nucleotide messenger RNA. Its product is annotated as MMtag domain-containing protein. NCBI's taxonomy places the organism in Eukaryota, Fungi, Ascomycota, Eurotiomycetes, Eurotiales, Aspergillaceae. The coding region runs from base 1 to 681 and encodes 226 amino acids. The transcript has 2 exons. The record is from RefSeq and is a predicted model, not a curated record.
AUGGAUCUGGUCGCGGGUGUCCGCAAGGAAGGCAGCCGUGGCGGCCGCAACGAGUUCAAAUGGUCCGAUGUCAAGGACUCCACCCACCGCGAGAACUACCUGGGCCACUCGUUGAUGGCCCCUGUCGGGCGGUGGCAGCAGGGUCGCGAUCUACAGUGGUACGCCAAGGGCGAUGUAGACGACGAAGAAGAACGCAUCCGAAAGGAGCGCGAGGAGCGCGAGCAGGUCAAGAAGGCCGAGGAGGAGGCCAUGGCGCGCGCGCUGGGACUUCCGCUGCCUCCAACGGCCGAGGGGGGUAAUGCGAAUAUGGUGCCGCUGGGUGGACCGCCCAAAGAGGGAGAAGGAGAAAGGUCAGAAGAGAGGAAAAGACGUCGCAGUCGGAGUCCUCGGCGGGAUGGACGGAGAGACCGCAGUCGCGAUGGGAGAGGUCGGGAUAAAGAGCGCAGGCAUCGGAGGCGUCGCGACAAGGAUGAGGACCGGUAUCACCGUAGCCGGAGAUCGAGGUCUCGUGGCAGAGACCCAGAUCGACACAGGCGGCGAUCUCGCUCACGGUCUAGGAGUCCCCAUGCCAGGAAAGAAGAUCACAGAAGCCGUCGGAUGGACCGCUCUUACUCGCCUGGUGAACGCCGUCGGCACCAUGAGCGAAGGGAGAAGCGAGAGAAUGGCGACCGCCGACGUUAA